Messenger RNA from Dictyostelium purpureum, 498 nucleotides. RefSeq lists its product as uncharacterized. The record is from RefSeq and is a predicted model, not a curated record. Gene Ontology annotation, molecular function: protein binding. NCBI's taxonomy places the organism in Eukaryota, Evosea, Eumycetozoa, Dictyosteliales, Dictyosteliaceae. The transcript has a single exon. Bases 1 to 498 code for a protein of 165 amino acids.
AUGUGGUUUAAAUUAUUCAAGGUACCAUUAACCGAUAAAUCAAUUACUUAUUUCUUUGCAAUUCAAACCAUGUUUGGAUUCCCACAAAACUUUACAUCCAACUUAAUUGGUGUUGCAUCAGGUAUGAUCGCAUCAUCAUCUGUAUUAGGAUUAUCAUCAUUAAAUUUCCCAAGAAAAGUACGUGCUAUUUCCAAACGUAUCUUUUUACCAUUAUUACAAUCACAACCACCAAACACCUCAUAUCGUCAAUAUUUGGAAAGACAACAAAGAAGAGGCCACAAUCUAUAUAUGAACGACAACCCAAUGGCUGCUUUCCAACAACAAAUCAAUCACAACAUCACUCAAAUGAACCAACCACCAGUAGUCCAACCACAAGUCGUUCAACCAUCUGAGGAUAAUAUUGAAACAUUAGUAUCAAUGGGUUUCCCAAGAGAACGUGCCAUUCAAGUUUUACAAAGAACAAAUAACAAUUUAAAUGAAGCUGCUUCAAUUAUUUAA